AGUUAUGCAAUUUGAAACAUUUAAUCCCCAAUUUGGCAGGCGGGGAAAGAGAGCCGUCUUUCCAGUACCAUUAACGAGAACUAGUAGAUCGGUCAAUCGACGCCCUCAUUUUCCACAAUAUAAUUAUCAGGUUCAGGUGGCAGAGAACCAGCCUCCAGGGACCCAUGUAAUCUCCAUCACGGCAGUGGACCCAGAUUCUGGAGAGGCUGGGAGGCUGUAUUACUCUAUGGCUUCAUUGAUGGACAGCAGAUCCAUGGAUUAUUUUAUGAUUGAUGCUGAAAGAGGGUUGCUGUCAACCAGCAAAGUCCUGGAUAGGGAGAGCAUGGACCUGCACUAUUUCCGAAUCACAGCUGUCGAUCACGGUAUCCCUCGCCUCUCUGCCACCACCAUGAUCUCUAUAACAGUGAGGGAUACAAAUGACCACAACCCAGUGUUCGAACAAACCGAGUACAGGGAAACCAUUCGAGAGAACGUAGAGGAAGGUUAUCCUAUCUUGCAGCUCCGAGCCACAGAUAUAGAUUCUCCUUCCAAUGCCAAUAUCAGGUAUCGCUUUAUGAAUCAGCAAGCUGCACAUGCUGUUUUUGAAAUUGACGCCAGGUCAGGUUUAAUUACAACUCGUGGAUCAGUGGACAGAGAAACUAUGGAGAAAUAUUCCCUUAUUGUAGAAGCCAAUGACCAAGGUAAAGACCCUGGUCCUAAAAGUGCCACAGUAAAAGUUUACAUUACUGUCCUGGAUGAAAAUGACAACAUCCCACAGUUUAGCGAGAAACGUUACAUUGUCCAGGUGAGGGAAGACAUCAGGCCACACACACAGAUUUUGCAAGUUACUGCCACAGAUUUAGACAAAGACAAUAAUGCUUUGGUUCAUUACAAUAUAAUUAGUGGAAACAGCAGGGGGCAGUUCUCCAUUGAUAGUCUUACUGGUGCCAUUGAGGUGGUAACACCUUUAGAUUUUGAGGUGGAACGUGAAUAUGCCUUGCGUGUUCGUGCUCAGGAUGCAGGACGACCACCCUUAUCCAACAAUACAGGAAUGGUCAGUAUUCAGCUGGUGGAUGUUAAUGAUAAUGCUCCUAUCUUUGUAAGUACCCCAUUUCAGGUUUCUGUCCUUGAAAAUGCACCUCUUGGACAUUCUGUAAUCCAUAUCCAAGCUGUGGAUGCAGAUUAUGGUGAAAAUGCCCGUCUGGAAUACAGACUGACUGAUACAGCCACUGAUACACCAUUUGUGAUCAACAGUGGAACAGGCUGGAUCACAGUGAGUGCACAGUUGGAUCGGGAAUCUGUUGAACAUUAUUCCUUUGGAGUAGAAGCUUGGGAUCAUGGUUCUCCAUCUCUAUCUGCUUCAGCAAGUGUCACUAUUACAGUGAUGGAUGUUAAUGAUAAUCGACCAGAAUUUACCCAGACAGUAUACUUUAUCCGCUUAAAUGAAGAUGCUGCAGUGGGUACCAGUGUACUUACAGUAACUGCAGUGGAUCGAGAUGUGAAUGGGGUGGUCACAUAUCAGAUCACAGGUGGGAAUACAAGGAACCGUUUCAGUAUCAGCACCCAAGGUGGCAUGGGAAUUAUUACACUGGCUUUGCCUUUGGAUUAUAAGCAAGAGAGACGUUAUGUCCUAACAAUCACAGCCUCUGAUCGCACACUUCAUGAUACGUGCCAUGUACAUGUCAAUAUCACAGAUGCAAAUACACACCGGCCAGUAUUUCAGAGUGCACAUUAUUCAGUAAAUGUCAAUGAAGAUCGUCCAGUGGGGAGCACUGUGGUGGUAAUCAGUGCUACAGAUGAUGAUGUUGGGGAGAAUGCAAGGAUUACUUACUAUUUGGAGGAUAACAUUCCUCAGUUUCGAAUUGAUCCAGACUCGGGUGCUAUAACAUUACAAACAGAGCUUGACUAUGAAGAUCAAAUGACAUACACACUUGCCAUCACUGCCAAAGACAAUGGGAUUCCACAGAAAUCUGAUACUACCUAUGUUGAAAUCAUGGUAAAGGAUGUCAAUGAUAAUUCACCAGUAUUUGUAAAUGUUCAGUACCAGGGCUCAGUCUCUGAAGACGCCCCACCUUUUACCAGUGUCUUACAGAUAUCUGCUACUGACCGUGAUGCCCAUGCUAAUGGAAGGGUUCAGUAUACCUUCCAGAAUGGAGAGGAUGGAGACGGAGACUUCACAAUUGAGCCAACGUCGGGGAUUGUUCGAACUGUUCGAAGACUUGAUCGGGAGAGUGUUCCGAUAUAUGAUCUCACUGCAUAUGCAGUAGAUCGAGGGAUCCCUGUGCAUAGGACUCCAGUUCAUAUUCAUGUCAGUAUUUUGGAUGUGAAUGAUAAUGCUCCAGUGUUUCCUGCUGAUGAAUUUGAAGUCUUUGUGAAGGAAAACAGUAUUGUCGGUUCAGUGGUGGGAAAAAUCACAGCAGCUGAUCCAGAUGAGGGGUCCAAUGCUCAGAUAAUGUACCAAAUUGUUGAAGGCAAUAUUCCUGAGAUCUUCCAGAUGGAUAUCUUUUCUGGAGAACUCACAGCUCUUACAGACCUGGACUAUGAAGUAAAGUCCGAAUAUGUGAUUGUGGUGCAAGCGACCUCUGCACCUCUUGUGAGCCGGGCUACUGUGCAUAUUCGUCUGAUUGACCAGAACGACAAUAGUCCUGUCCUUAAGAACUUCCAAAUAAUUUUUAACAACUAUAUAUCCAACAAAUCAAACACUUUCCCUUCAGGAGUCAUUGGCAAGAUCCCAGCCUAUGAUCCUGAUGUUUCAGAUAGAUUGUUCUACACUUUUGAGCGAGGAAAUGAACUGAGUUUAAUGAAUCUCAACCAGACAAGUGGAGAACUAAGGCUGAGUCGAAAACUAGACAAUAACCGUCCACUCGUGGCUUCCAUGUUGGUGACAGUCACAGAUGGGAUUCAUAGUGUGACAGCACAGUGUGUUCUGAGAGUAAUUGUCAUUACGGAGGAGAUAUUGUCCAACAGCAUCACGGUGCGUCUGGAGAACAUGUCACAGGAACGCUUCCUCUCUCCUUUGCUCAAUCGCUUUGUGGAGGGCCUGGCAGCAGUUUUAUCAACCUCCAAGGAGGACAUCUUUGUUUUCAACAUACAGAAUGACACUGAUGUCAGCGGCAGCAUUUUGAACGUGAGUUUUUCUGCUCUGGUUCCAGGUGGGCGCCAGAGCCAGUUCUUCUCCUCCAAUGAGCUUCAGGAACAGCUGUAUAUGAGUCGAAUGUUGCUGACCUCUGUCUCCAUGCUGGAGGUUCUCCCGUUUGAUGACAAUGUCUGCCUUCGGGAGCCCUGUGAAAACUACAUGAAAUGUAUCUCGGUGCUAAAGUUUGAUAGCUCUUCUGCAUUCAUUGCUUCGGAGUCCAUGCUCUUCCGGCCCAUCCAUCCCAUCACAGGUCUGCGUUGCCGCUGCCCACCAGGAUUUACUGGAGAUUACUGUGAGACUGAGAUCAACCUUUGCUACUCAAAUCCCUGCCAGAAUUCUGGAAUAUGCAGUCGCAGAGAGGGUGGAUACACAUGUGUGUGCCGUGAGGAGUUCACAGGUGAUCAUUGUGAAGUGGACAGUCAAUCUGGGCACUGCUCUCCAGGUGUGUGCAGAAAUGGCGGAACUUGCACGAACCUCCCAGCAGGUGGAUUCAAGUGUAAUUGCCCUUCAGGAGGAUAUGAGAAGCCAUAUUGUGAAGUGACAGCUCGAUCUUUUCCACCAAAGUCAUUUGUGAUGUUUCAUGGCCUGCGACAAAGAUUCCACAUGACAAUAUCCCUAUCGUUCGCUACACAAGAAAAUAAUGGCCUCCUGUUUUACAAUGGCCGAUUUAAUGAAAAACAUGAUUUUAUUGCAGUGGAAAUCGUUGAUGGACAGGCCCAGUUGAAGUACUCAACAGGAGAGUCCAUGACGGUGGUAACCCCAUAUCUUCCUGGAGGUGUCAGUGAUGGGCAGUGGCACACUAUACAAGUUCAAUACUACAACAAGCCAAAAAUUGGGUCAGUAGGAAUUGCACAAGGUCCCUCAGAGCAGAAGGUAGCGAUCCUAACAGUUGAUGACUGUGACACCUCCAUUGCUGUCCGUUUUGGUGAUGAUAUUGGAAAUUAUUCAUGUGCUGCAGAAGGUGUACAGUCCAGUUCCAAAAAGUCCCUGGAUCUCACUGGUCCUUUACUGCUUGGGGGUGUUCCAAACCUACCUGAGAAUUUCCCAGUGAUUAACAGGGAGUUCGUGGGAUGUAUGAAAGAACUUCACAUUGACAGCAAGCGUGUUGACAUGGCAGCAUACAUUGCCAAUAAUGGUACCUUUCCAGGUUGCAAUAUGAAACAGUCAUUCUGUGAUUCAAACCCAUGCAAGAAUGGAGGCACGUGCAUGGUUAUCUGGGAGACCUUUCUCUGUGAAUGCCCUCUGGGAUUUGGAAGCAAGGACUGUGGGCAAGUGAUGCACCAUCCAUACCAUUUUCAAGGAAACAGUUUACUAUCCUGGGAUUUUAAGAAUGAAGUGAAGAUUUCUAUUCCAUGGUUCCUAGGACUUAUGUUCCGAACACGUCACACUGAGGCUGUGCUGGUGCAAGCUCAUGCUGGACAGUACACUACCAUUGUCUGCCAGUUGAACUCUGGACAUCUAUCAUUUGCUGUCAAUCGAGGGACCAGUCGAACUAUAAGGUUGCUGCUGAAUCGAAUGCCAUUGAAUGAUGGGAAGUGGCAUGAUCUUCAACUAGAGAUACGAGACGUGAGGAAUGGGCGUGAUAUUCGAUACAUAGCAACAAUCACUAUUGAUUUCGGACUUUAUCAGGAUACAGUUGUUGUUGGCAAUGAGUUACACGGGCUGAAGUUGAAGCAUCUUCAAGUUGGUGGUAUUCUCAGAGCUGGUGAGGUACAGAAUGGAUUGGAUGGCUGUAUCCAGGGUGUGCGUCUUGGUGAAACCUCUAUUGGAAUUGCAAUGCCAAAACCAAGUCGGACUAUGAAUGUAGAAUUAGGCUGCACCAUCCCAGAUCCAUGUGACUCCACCUCGUGUCCUCCUAACAGUUAUUGCAGCGAUGAAUGGCAGAGUUACUCUUGUAUCUGUGAGCCAGGUAUUGUUGGCAAAACCGAAGGUUACUAUGGUGAGUCUUGCAUCGAUGCCUGUCAGCUGAAUCCAUGUGAGAAUGAAUCUGUCUGUCGUCGCAAACCCAGUUCCUCUCAUGGGUACACAUGUGACUGUGGAGAGAACCAUUUUGGCCAGUACUGCGAGCACAGAAUUGAUCACCAAUGUCCCAAAGGCUGGUGGGGGAAUCCAACUUGUGGACCCUGCAACUGUGAUAUUAGUAAGGGCUUUGACCCGGACUGCAACAAGACAAAUGGCCAAUGCUACUGCAAGGAGUUUCACUAUCGUCCUGUCGGAAGCGAUGCAUGCCUACCUUGUGACUGCUAUCCCAUUGGCUCGUUUUCCAGGUCAUGUGAUCAAGAAACUGGCCAAUGUCACUGUAGAUCAGGAGUGAUUGGACGUCAGUGUAACCAGUGUGAUAAUCCUUUUGCGGAGGUCACGCACAGUGGGUGUGAAGUGAUAUAUGAUGGAUGCCCCAAGUCACUUAAGGCUGGUGUUUGGUGGCCCAGAACAAAGUUUGGACUCCCAGCAGCUGUAUUGUGCCCAAAGGGUUCCCUUGGGUUACAGGGAUAGGGUACUGUGAUUCGACACUGUGGGGAGGAACAUGGUUGGUUGGAACCAGAUCUUUUUAACUGUACAUCGCCACCAUUCAUGCAGUUGAAAGAGACUCUGGAAAGGCUGGAGAGGAAUGAAACUGAACUAAAUACCAUUGAAGCAAAGAAACUUGCCCGGCAUAUGCGUACAGUCACUGAGGAGAUGGACCAGUACUUUGGAAAUGACAUCCACAUUACAUAUCACCUUCUCUUGAAGAUGCUCGAAUUUGAGUGUAGACAACGUGGUUUCAAUCUUACAGCAACACAGGAUGUACACUAUACAGAGAAUGUGUUAAGAACAGGAAGUGUAGCUCUGGGUCUGGAAAAUGCAGAACACUGGAAUAUCCUUCAGCAGACAGAACAAGGAACAGCUCAUCUGAUGGAACAAAUUGAAGAAUACAUGAGGACAUUGACACGAAACGUGAAACUCACCUACCUCAAUCCAGUUGCUAUUGUAACCCCCAAUAUAAUCCUAACUAUUGAUCACGUGGAGAAUAGCACAAAGACAAGGAAGCGGUUUCCUCGCUAUCACAGCAGACUCUUCCGUGGUCAGUCUACAUGGGAUGCACAAACGCACAUUGUGCUGCCAAGAUCUGUUUUAUUUCCACCAAAAGUUAAAGCUAUACCCACCUCCAAAGAAGAAAAUUCAAUCCAAGUGCGGAAUGAAACUAGUAAAGUUUUACACCAACGGAUGUUACCAGAGACUGAGCCCACUAUGACCAUCCUGAUUCUCCUCAUUUAUCGGACACUUGGCAGUUUAUUACCUGCCCGAUUCAACACAGAUCGCCGUAACUUAAGACUUCCAAAGCAUCCUGUAAUGAAUUCUCCAAUCGUGACUAUCUCUAUCUUCAACAACAACAGCUUUGUCCAUGGAGCUUUAAACUCACCAUUAAUCCUGGAAUUCCGUUUACUGGAGACUGCCAAUCGCAGCAAGCCUGUGUGUGUCCAGUGGAAUCAUUCCAGUCUGUCUGAACCAACUGGCACGUGGACAGCAAAGGAUUGUGACCUUGUUCACCGAAACACCACACACGUCCGAUGUCAGUGUUCACAGCUUGGCAUCUUUGGAGUUCUCAUGGAUAUUUCACAUCGUGAGCAACUGGAAGGAGAUCUAGAGACCUUGGCGAUCGUCACCUAUUCAACUAUUAGUGUGUCUCUUGUGGCACUGCUUCUCACUUUCUUCAUUCUGACCUGUCUAAAUGGACUCAAAUCCAACACUCGUGGUAUCCAUUGCAAUAUUGCGGCAGCCAUCUUCUGUGCAGAGCUUGUCUUCCUUUUGGGAAUUAAUCAAACUGAAAAUCAGUUUCUCUGCACAGUGAUUGCCAUUUUGCUGCACUACUUUUUCAUGGCAACCUUUGCUUGGAUCUUUGUGGAGGGACUUCACAUCUACCGGAUGCAAACUGAAGCUCGGAACAUCAACUAUGGUGCUAUGCGGUUCUACUAUGCCAUUGGUUGGGGGGUUCCUGCCAUCAUCACAGGUCUUGCAGUUGGUCUGGACCCAGAAGGUUAUGGAAAUCCUGAUUUCUGCUGGAUCUCUGUUCAUGAUAAGCUGAUCUGGAGCUUUGCUGGACCAAUUGCUGUUGUUAUUGUGAUGAACAUUGUGAUCUCAUUGUUGGUCGCAAGAAUGUCCUGUGCCCCAACGCAGAAGGAAGCCAAGAAAAGAUCAAUUCUUACUACAAUUCGAAGCGCCUUCAUUCUGCUACUAAUUGUUAGUGCCACCUGGCUUUUCGGGCUGAUGGCCGUCAACAACAGCAUCCUUGCUUUUCACUACCUCUACACUGUUCUCUGCUGUUUUCAGGGACUGGCAGUCCUAGUAUUGUUCUGUAUCCUGAGUGAAGAAGUGCAGGAAGCCUGGAAGUUGGCUUGCCUUGGAAAGAGAAGCCAGGGUGAUGAUACAACACGAGCACCUCAGCUCUCGGGCUCCCAUCCAUAUAAUAACACAUCACUGUUUGAGGAAAGCGGACUGCAUCGGAUAACACUUGGGACAUCCACAAUAUCUUCAGUUAGCACUGCCCGAUCUGCACGGACUCACUCCAGCCAGCCUGGAUAUCUCAGAGAAAAUUUGUUGGUACGACAGGGUUCUGCCUUGGAUCAAACCUUGUUGGGUCACACUGGGCCUACUGACAUAGACGUUGCAAUGUUUCAUCGACCACAAGAUGCAGGUGGAGGAGGAGACAAUGAUUCUGACACUGAUAGUGAUUUGUCAUUGGAUGAGGAGCGUAGCCUUUCUUUGGCGUCAUCAGAAAGUGAGGAAAAUGAACGAUAUCGUGGACGCUUUCCACGCCGAUUUAAGCGGACAGCAAACAGUGAACGGCUGCUUACUGACCCCUUGCAUACAACUCCUAAAGAUUGUGAUGGCAAUGAUUUAAUAUCCUAUUGGCCAGCACUGGGUGAGUGUGAAGUUCAUGCCUGCUCACUGCAGAAGUGGGGCUCAGAAAGAAAGCUGGGCCUUGAUUUCAAUAAGGAUGCCACUAACAACAACCAACCUGACACAUCUAUUGCAAGCGGUGAUGAGAAUACACCAACCCAUCUAUUAAAACAAGAGCGACAGCGAAAAGGGAUUCUGAAAAACAGAAUGCAAUAUCCAUCUGCAACUCUGAAGAAUGAAAGUUCAAAUUCCAUCAACAGGAUGCAGAUUGAGUUGCCUUGGUACAAUACUUCAACACUAGGUCCCAGGGUUGUUCCAGCAGCCUCCUAUGGCCGUAUGUACUCCGGUGCUGGAAGUCUGUCUCAACCAGCCAGCCGAUAUUCAUCACGUGAGCAGUUGGAUAUGCUAGUCAGGAGGCAUAUGUCCAAGGAACAGUUGGACGCACUCUCCAGCAGGCAUGCAUCACGAGACCGACUAGAAACUGUUCCCAGCCGGCAUGGGUCCAGAGAACAGCUAGACAUAACCCCAAGUGGGCAUGCUUCUAGAGAACAUCAAGCCAGAGUACCCAGUAGGCAUGGGUCCAGAGAACAGCUAGACUCAAUACCAAGGAGGCAUGGUUCCAGAGAACAUCUAGAUAUGUUACCUGUAAGACAAAUGUCCAAGGAAUGGCUAAACACUCUACCUAAUAGGCAAAUGUCGCGAGAGCAGAUGGACACUGUUCCAAGUAGGCAUGCAUCCAGGGAACAUUUAGAGGCUCUGUCAAAUAAACAAUCCUCCAGAGAACAUCUAGAUACCCUCUCUAGAAGACAACCAUCUAGAGAGCAACUAGGUCUAACAUCAAGUCGACAUUCUUCACGAGAGCAACUCGACACAAUGUCGCGCAGGUAUUUAUCCAGAGAGCGUUUGGAUCCAAUGCCUAGCAGGCAUCCCUCCAGAGAACAACUAAAUACUCUUCCCAGAAGACAGCCUUCCAGAGAGCAACUAGGUCCAUUACCAAGCCGACAACCUUCUACAGAGCAAUUGGAUAUUCUUUCUUCCAUCCUUGCUUCUUUUAAUUCUUCUGCCCUUUCUUCUGCUCCCUCCACCACCACUCCAUCUGCCCCACAGACAACUUUUACCCCUUCAGGGGCACAGACAUCCUCAGUGACCUCUGCCCCAUGCCCCUCAACACCACAUUCUGCAACAUCUCACAGCAUCUCAGAGAUUUCGCCAGAUUCAGAAAUGGCAAGAGCUGAUACGCAGUCUUGAGGCAAUAUCGCUUUCCUGUGUCUGCGUUUUGUCUCUGUGGGUACCCAAAGGCACAAGUGGCACGAAGACCAAAUGUUACUGAGAAACGGGACAAAUCACUCUACCUAAAAGUUGAGGGGUCAAAGGAGUCAGCCACAGCCUGCAGAGCCAUUGGGUCAAGAGUUAAAUAAAAGGAAAAUGGAUAUUACUUCAUUCUCAAAAUUGUUCCUAUCAGAGGACAUAUCUACUUUGAAAUCGCACUGAUUUGGGCACCAUUGUGAGUGCCAAAAAAAGCAAAGAAUUUUGAACAUUCCAGACUAGGAGAAUAUUUAAUUUCUGCACCCACUUGAGAGAGAGAUGAUCUCCUCUAUUAGCAGCAACUUCCAUCUUUCUCUGUAGAGUUUUAUGGUAGAUAACAGGGUAGAUAGGUUAAAUAAGGAAGAAAACUACUGCCAUCCUCUAGUGUUCAA
Hemiscyllium ocellatum (epaulette shark) is the source of this 9690-nucleotide messenger RNA. It is a transcript of the gene celsr3, whose product is annotated as cadherin, EGF LAG seven-pass G-type receptor 3. NCBI's taxonomy places the organism in Eukaryota, Metazoa, Chordata, Chondrichthyes, Orectolobiformes, Hemiscylliidae. The record is from RefSeq and is a predicted model, not a curated record. Gene Ontology annotation, biological process: homophilic cell-cell adhesion; cell surface receptor signaling pathway; G protein-coupled receptor signaling pathway. Gene Ontology annotation, cellular component: plasma membrane. The transcript has 36 exons. Gene Ontology annotation, molecular function: G protein-coupled receptor activity; calcium ion binding.